Molecule: messenger RNA, 1065 nt
Organism: Trichoderma citrinoviride
Lineage: Eukaryota; Fungi; Ascomycota; Sordariomycetes; Hypocreales; Hypocreaceae
Exons: 3
Coding region: 1-1065 (354 amino acids)
Molecular function (GO): NAD binding
Source: RefSeq, a predicted model, not a curated record
AUGGCCAUCACGGAAAAAGACAAGCUCCUCAUCGUCUUCCCCUCCCCGCUCCCCAACGGCUUCCUCGACACCCUCGCCAAGCGCUUCCCCCAGCUCCGCAUCCGCUGCGAGAUCGCCUCCAUCGGCGGCGACUCCCGCGCCGUAGACGCCCUGCCCGACGACAUCUGGGACGGCGUCACCAUCGCCGCGCUCUUCCGGCCGCCUCGCGCCGACAAGCUCAAGGACGUCAAGUUCGUCCAGCUGGGGUCCGCCGGGUGGGAUGCAUGGCUCGAGCACGACGUCUUCUUGAAUAAGGAUGUGGCUUUUGCCUGCACCAGCGGAGUUCACCCACCUCAGAUGGCUGAGUGGGCAAUCGGUGCCUGGCUCGCCCACACUCAUGAUUUUCAGACCUUUAUGAAGCAAGCAGAGCGCGAGGAAUGGAAAAAGGGCAGCACCAGCCUCGACCAACCCGUCACAGACUCCGUGGGCCUCCGCAUGGGCAUCAUGGGCUACGGCUCAAUCGGCCGCCAAGUCGCCCGUCUCGCCAGCGCCCUCGGCAUGGAGAUAUACGUCCAGACCGCAAACCCCAGACCGACCCCGGAGUCCAGGAAGCUCCACGAGUACAUCGUCCCCGGCACCGGCGACCCGGACGGUCUUAUUCCGGCAAAGUGGUUCUCCGGCUCCGGCCCGGAAGCCGUCAACGAGUUUCUCAGCCAGGACCUCGACGUCGUCGUCCUCAGCCUCCCCAUGAACCCCCAGACCAGACACUGUAUCGGCGCGGAGCAGUUUCAGAUCCUCAGCAAGAAGAAGCCCUAUCUCAUCAACGUCGCCCGAGGCCCCAUCGUCGACACCCCCGCCCUGAUUGAGGCUCUUGAACAGGGGCUCUUGCGCGGAGCUGCUCUCGAUGUCACGGAGCCAGAGCCAUUGCCCACAGGACACCCGCUGUGGAAGGCGCCCAACGUCUUCAUCACCCCACACAUCAGCUGGCGGUCUUACAAGCUGACCCAGAGGAUAGCAGACGUAAUUUUCCAGAACCUUGAGAGAUGGGACAAGGGGGAGCCUCUGCUCAAUGCAAUCAAGAGGUGA